GGUGGCCAAAUGUUCGGUCUCUCCCCAGGAUUCUUCUCGCUGUGUGGAGUGCUUGCGUUUCAAUCGUCCUGGUUAUAACGUGCUGGGCUUUUCUUCCGCGAAAAUCCGGAGUAUUGGCCUUCAACAUGCUCGGAUGGAAUCCGAAAUGGAGGCCGCUGAGGAGGCGCGUCGUCAGAUUGAUGCGAAGAUUGAGCGCCUUCGAAAACAAAAGCGGAUGUGGUUUGAAAAGAUGAUGCGAGCUGUGUCUCGCGGAAUUGAUGACUUGGAGGAAUUGGAUCGGGUGGAGCGUGAGGAGGCGGAACAGGAGGAGCGUCGACGAUCAACCGAGGUCCUGCCUGAAGUGUCCUUGGAGUCGCUUCUUCCGGAUUCCAAUUUUGUCUGGGAUUCGACUUUCCCGAUGGGUCCUCUGAAUCCUUCGUUGUUGGAUGAGAUGAAUGUUCUUGCGCAACAUUCCGUUGGUUCGUCUGGUGGUAUGGUUUCGAGUCCUGGUCGGCCCUUAACUUCUGGGAAUGGUAAGUGGUGCUUUCUUAGGUCGUCCUCUUUUUCUUGGCUGACUUGCUCGCAGAUCCAACUCCUGAUAGUACUGGCGGAGCGGUUCCUGGCAAUCCUGGAGGUGGUUAAGGGGUUCCCAAAUGUUUUCUUCAUGCCCAUAGUUUUCCCAUUUAACAAGGUACUCUGUUUUGCCGUGGUUUCGUCUGUGGUCGAGUAUUCGUUCAACGUCGUAGGUUUGUUCUGCGUCGAUCUCGAUCGUUUCUUGUGUGCUGGUGCCGUGUGGUGCUGGUUCCAGUAGUAAUACGUGAAAUAUGGGGUGAAUUUUUAUGGUGUCUGGUAAUGACAGUCUGUA
Molecule: messenger RNA, 844 nt
Organism: Pyricularia oryzae 70-15
Lineage: Eukaryota; Fungi; Ascomycota; Sordariomycetes; Magnaporthales; Pyriculariaceae
Exons: 2
Coding region: 134-790 (218 amino acids)
Source: RefSeq, a predicted model, not a curated record